Dendrobium catenatum is the source of this 397-nucleotide messenger RNA. RefSeq names its product germin-like protein 3-7. Gene Ontology annotation, molecular function: manganese ion binding. NCBI's taxonomy places the organism in Eukaryota, Viridiplantae, Streptophyta, Magnoliopsida, Asparagales, Orchidaceae. Gene Ontology annotation, cellular component: cell wall. The record is from RefSeq and is a predicted model, not a curated record.
AUCGGCUUCGUGGCAACCGACGGCAAGUAUUUCUCCAAGGUCGUGGGGGCGGGGGGGUUGUUCGUGAUACCGAUGGGUUUGGUUCAUUUCGAGUAUAAUGUGGGACAGGGGAUAGCGACGGCCACCGUGGCGUUUAAUAGUCAGCUCCCGGGAAUAGUGAUUCCGGCGGCGGAGCUUUUUGGGUCGAAGCCGGCGGUGCCGGAUGCGGUGUUGCGUGAGGCGUUUGGAGUGGGGGAGGAGGUUGUGCAGGAGAUCAGGGCUAAGUUUGGAUGAGAAGGUCAUAAAAUUUGUCAAGAUUUACAAAGAGGUUGUAGGUUCUAGUCUCUCAUAUGUGAUUUCACUGAUUUGUGUGUUUGAUAUAUGAAUGAAAUAUAAAGAUUAAAGGUAAUAUUUUCAA